AAACUACCCACUUCACAUAAUGGGAUUUGCGUCAGCAGCAUAGCAUUCAUUCGAGUUAUUUGAUGACGCAGGAAAGUUUCAUUACGACUGGCUCGGAUAAUAAGAAUUUGAGUGCCGAGCAGGGUGGUAUGUUCUCUGCAUCCAUACCACCGUUCCAGAGAAGUGGGGGUACUGAACUCCUCGGCAUGCUGGGUCAGCAAGAACCACGCGCCGCAGAUCCUGCUCCCAGUGCGGCAGAUAUGGACGAUAUUCUAAUGAACAUUCGAAUGAACGGCUCCGAUAUGCUAUUUGACGAAGUAGAUCAAAAUCAAAACUAUUACCUAGGCGGUAACAGACCGGAGUCGGUGGCAUCUUCGAACAUUUGGAACGAUAAUACGUCUGUGUCUGGCGCUAGAAAUGGCGAAAUGAUGGACACUUUCGAUUUCCUUAUCAAAAGUCUCUCAUCAGCAAACAACUACGUGUCGAUGCUGACUCGCGAGCAAUUGUCUGUGCUGCGUUCGAUCCGGCCGAGUCUGCUGUACGAGUUCCUGCAGGAGGUGGCUAAGGUGCGCAGCGACAGGCGUAUGCGCCGGGCCCUGCCCAACGAAUGCGCUUUCUGCAAAAACAACGGUGAAAAUGAGGAGUGCUAUUCGUCGCACGCGCUGAAGGACUGGCGCGGACGCGUCCUGUGUCCAGUGCUGCGCGCCUUCCGCUGUCCUCGCUGCGGCGCGACCGGCGACCGCGCACACACCAUCAAGUACUGCCCGGAGAACGCUGACACUGCUUCGGAGCGUUCCGGCAGUCUCUCUGCUCGUCGCCGCGUGCCGCCAUCGGCUUCCUUAGUCCUGGGAGGAUCGACCACAAGGACCAACUACGGGCCGCUGACCCCCACCGCGCCGGCACCCUCGCCCGUCCCCACUUCCACAUCCUUCUCCUCCUCAUUUUGGACCAGCUUCAGCAUGAAUUAAAACGACUUACGCUGUUCGUAUUUGAUUGAUUCAAAAUUUGUUGAAAUGCUUUAAUUGAUUAACUUUCAUUAUCUUCUUCGGUCACAUUUGCAGAUUGCCGCUGGUACUCGCAGACAGUAGUUACCACCAUAACCACACCGUCGUGGUAGCUGGCAAUAAUUCUACUGCAUGUAAAAUUUUGUUGCCUUAAUAACUUCUAUAUAACUUGUUAUAAUUUUGUACUAGAGUUAGACUACUUACGACCAAUUACAACGUUUUCUAUUACACAGCCCAUAUGUGUUCACUUAACUAUUUUUCAUGGUAGAGAAUGUGAAUAUAGAUUGGGUUGACGUCACGGAUAUUCGAAUAAAGGUAUGCAGGUCAUACUUUAUUUGAAAUUGUUAUAAGUGACUGACUAAUGUAGAAUUUAGUAAGCAUACGUUGACCUUUUUAUUUCGACUAGAAAUGUUUUGUAAAUGUUGAUCUCGAUGGUAUGAAAAGAAUUUCUUACUAAAUUGAAUAUCAAUUUAUAAAAUUUAAAUCCCUGUCGAAAACGUUUCUAUGUUUGUUUAAGCGGUGAAUUUUUCAUUGGGUUUUCAUAUUUAUGCAUUAUCAGAUGUUACGGCUCAUUAUUAUACAGAAAAGUUUUAACCAAUUGUCAUCUUUUUCAAAAAUAUAAUUCAAUCAUAAUAAUUUCGAAAUUUCAAUGAAUUUAUUGUUAAUACUGAUGCUCUAAUAAAUUACAUGUAUUUGUAAAUCUACCGAA
Molecule: messenger RNA, 1692 nt
Organism: Manduca sexta (tobacco hornworm)
Lineage: Eukaryota; Metazoa; Arthropoda; Insecta; Lepidoptera; Sphingidae
Exons: 6
Coding region: 63-947 (294 amino acids)
Biological process (GO): oogenesis; negative regulation of translation
Cellular component (GO): perinuclear region of cytoplasm
Molecular function (GO): mRNA binding; zinc ion binding
Source: RefSeq, a predicted model, not a curated record